This is a messenger RNA of Erigeron canadensis, 1676 nucleotides long. RefSeq lists its product as uncharacterized. The record is from RefSeq and is a predicted model, not a curated record. Bases 349 to 1557 code for a protein of 402 amino acids. The transcript is spliced from 6 exons. NCBI's taxonomy places the organism in Eukaryota, Viridiplantae, Streptophyta, Magnoliopsida, Asterales, Asteraceae.
CAUCCAUCCAUCCAUCCAACUCACUACAAGAGACACUAGUCAAAGACUUUUUCUUCUUCUCCUUUCAUUCUAGCAAAAAAAAAUUCACAAUCGGCCGAUUCCUCAUCUUUUUCUUAGCUAUCUAUCUAUCUAUCUAUCUAUCUAUCUAUCUAUCUAUAUAUAUAUACAAAAAAAAAAAAAAUCCAAUCUAAUUUAAUUUAAUUUAUCAUCAAGUAAGUGACUUUCUAAUUACCCAAUUUGUCGAAAAAUCAUUUACAUUUUCUGAUCAUAAUAGUUAGCUGCUUAUAGCAUUAAUAAGUUAAAAAUAAGGUGUAAAUUAACUUAAAAAAAGCAGCAGCAGAGGAAGAGAUGUUAGGAGCUGGAUUACAGUUUGGGCGGAGGCGCGUGGGAGAAGAUGAUAGGUUUUAUAGUCAUCAUCAUCAUCAUCAUCCGGCUAAAGCUACAUUAAAUCGUCAUCACCAAAAUAAUACUACUAAUUUAACAAAGGGAGCUCAAUCUGACGAUACGACGUCGUCUGGUAGGAUGAUGAAUGAUUCAGAUAUUCAAAUCCUACAGCCGGAGAAGCCUGCGAUGGUGUCCCCGGCAUCUAAUUUACGACGCUUUUUGGAAUCUGUUACUCCUUCUGUUUCAUCUCAACUUCAUUCUAAGAGAACUAUUAGAGGGUGGAGGACAAGCGAUAUGGAACAUCAGCCGUAUUACAUGCUUGGUGAUUUAUGGGAAUCUUUCAAGGAGUGGAGUGCUUAUGGUGCUGGAGUUCCUUUGAUAUUAAAUGAGACUGAUAGUGUGAUCCAGUAUUAUGUACCUUAUUUGUCAGGAAUUCAAAUAUAUGGAGACCCUUCAAAGUCUUCAAUGUCAUCCAGGCGACAUAUUGAGGAUAGUGAUGGUGACUCUUUUAGGGAUUCUAGUAGUGAAGUAAGCAGUGACAAUGAACAUGAAAGGGGAUCUUUGCAUUCUCCCAGGGAAAGACAGGGCAAUCACCACCCAAAUGGCAGAAUAUCUUGGCAAAUGGAGCAGUUGUCAUUGAAUGAUCAGCAUCAUGUACUUCAAGAAGGAUUUUCUAGUGACGAGAGUGAUUCUGCUAGCAACCAAGGUUGCCUGUUAUUUGAGUAUUUGGAGAGGAAUCAGCCUUGGGGCAGAGAACCUUUGACCGAUAAGAUACUUGAUCUUGCACACCACUUCCCUGACUUAAAAACUCUAAGAAGUUGUGACUUACUACCAUCUAGUUGGUUAUCAGUGGCUUGGUACCCAAUAUACAGGAUUCCUAUGGGACCAACUUUGAAAGAUCUUGAUGCUUGCUUUUUGACGUUUCAUUCUCUUCACACUCCUAUGACAGGCAAUCAAUGUGAACAUCCACCUGUUGUAAGCUACCCUCAUGGGACAGAUGGACCUCCGGUUGUUUCUUUACCGGUGUUUGGCCUUGCUUCUUACAAGUUCAAGUCACCACUAUGGGUCCAGAAUGAGCAGAUGCUGGUGAGCUCUUUGUUACAGGCUGCUGAUGAUUGGCUAUCAAUGCUUCAGGUCAAUCAUCCGGAUUAUCUUUUCUUUUCCCGUAGAUGACAUAAAGUUAACUUGUAAUAACUUAGGCUUUUGUCCGAAACCCAAAUCAUUUCCAUAUGUGUACUUUGGUCAUUGAGUUGGGUUCAUUGAUUGUUAAGUUUUGAGAUUUUAAAAGGAAA